Molecule: messenger RNA, 2597 nt
Organism: Lingula anatina
Lineage: Eukaryota; Metazoa; Brachiopoda; Lingulata; Lingulida; Lingulidae
Product: ubiquinone biosynthesis protein COQ9, mitochondrial
Biological process (GO): ubiquinone biosynthetic process
Cellular component (GO): mitochondrial inner membrane; cytoplasm
Molecular function (GO): ubiquitin-protein transferase inhibitor activity; lipid binding
Source: RefSeq, a predicted model, not a curated record
AAUUUGAUUGGGUGCUAAAACAAGCAUGUCUGCUUGUGUAAGGAGGUCACGUUUCCUUCGGAACAAUUUCGCAUUUAUUGACUGUCUCAGAUGACUUAACCGGAAACUGAAAGUUAAAAAAAAUCAGUUCAGCUGACAUCCAUUGAACAAAAUGGCUGAAGACUUUGAGAAGUUAGUGAAAAAGUUUCUAAAAGAUGAAAAGUAUUCCGAGUGCCGUGAACUCAUCCUUGCUCCUCCUUACCAAAAGCACAUUCCUGCUGUUUCCUGGGAUCUGAUCCCUGCAUUUUCAACAUGCCUCACAGCGGAGAAUGCCCUCAAAUUCCCACACCUCACAGAAAUAUGUGGAGACAUCUUUGAACAGUUUGUCACCCUUGGGAACCCCAAAGAGCUUAUGUUAGGAUUCCUGGAACAAGCUGGUGCAUUUAUCGAUGAAGUUCGCUAUCUAACCCUCCUGAAACCUAUACAGAAAGUUUUGCUAAAGCUGCCAUCUAAGAGGCACAAUUCAUUGCAGAUAUCCCUGGAGACCCUUUACGGAUAUAUUGGAGCUCUGAAAGAACCAGAAGAUUAUAAGUUAGAGAAAGAAGAGCGGAAGUUUUUGGAAAAUGAUCCAAAGGUCAGCCAAAUCAACACGGCAGUAGAUGCCUUAGUGGAUUUUCUUAAACCAUUCGUACAUGAUAUAUCAGUGGAUGUUGUUAGGGAAAAUAGCCUCGCCAUCAUUAAUGAAAGGAAAGACCUGGUGAUAUAUUUGAUUAAGCUGCUGGAAUUUCCGAUGGUGUAUUUGGAUUUGUCACAUGAUCCGAAUGACGGGGACGCCAAGCGUUCCACCGGUCGUGUGAUAGCCCAGCGCAUCAUCUCCAUGAUUUCCAAAUUACAGCAUGAUUUUUACAAAACCCUUAGCUGGAUGCUGGCAGCACAUUCUAAAGACAGUGUCAAAAAGAUGAGAAAAGCAGGAAAAUUAUCAUCGGGAGCUUUGGAUGAGAUCGAUGAAGUUGAUGAAUGGGAGAAAGAGCAACAAGCUCCAAUUGUGGGAAUGAGCUGUUUUGCUUAUCUUCUUUUCUGUGAGAAUGUUGGAAUUGACAAGUUUCCAUCUGUGUUUACACAUCCAUACGUCUUUGAGUCCAACAUUGUCUUUAUGUGUGUCAUGAUGCAUAAAACACAUUCCGUCGUUAUAGAAAAAGGCGUGGCACUUGCAGAGACUCUUGUCAAGCGCAUCCCAAAAGGAGAAUGGGAACCAGAAAUCCUGGAAUCGAAAGAUUUUGCCAUCUUUGUUGACUAUAUAACCCGUGUGCUGAUCAACUGCCCAGUGCAAGACCUUCGUAGCCGUGCUUUGAAACUGAUCCCCAUCAUAGUCAGCAGGUUUAAUGCCUACGGUCGGAGCCAGUGUCUUUUUCUGAUGUUGAAUAAAGCUGCACGCCCUGGCCAUCAAGGAUAUAUCAUUCAACUGAUCAAGGAUGAAAUUCAUGCCAACUUGCAGUCACCUUCACCAAGCGAAGCCUUCUCUGCCCGAGCGCUGCAGAAAUUCUACAACCUAGUCUUUGCUUUCCCAGAAGAGGGCCCACACACUGACCUGCUCAGCCAAUCGGAUCGAGUUAUGGCCGUGCUGAAUUUUUUCCGCUAUCUCAUUUUGCGUGAUCCAUCCCACGUCAAUGUCACCGGAAUUUGGAAUGUUGUUGACCAAAUUGAAAAAGUCUACAUAGCCCCCUUGCUCCAUGGGUUCAAGAUGUCCAAAAAUCACAUUGAGGCAGAACUGAAGAUGAUGCAGCAGGGACUUUACAAUAGAAAAGUCCGUGAUGACAAGGGGGCAGAUGUCGGCAUCGCCAUUGCUGGGACACUCCUGCCAAGUAUGCCAAAGUCUCAGAAGAUGCAGGUGCUACAGGUUGGCUUAAACACCUUUGAAAUGAUGGGGAUUGUACUGGGAAGGGUCACCGAUCUUCUGGCCACCUUGAAGAGAGGGGGCAGCCCAACUGGACUGACUCAAGUGACUGCUAAGACCAGUUCAUUGGAAGUGACUGGAGGGACUAGGUCUGGUGAAACGACUCAAGAGACUGACACAACUGGAGUGGCUGGAGAGAAAGUGAGUCCAACUGUAGAGGCUAGCCCUGAUGAAGAGACUAGUUCAACUAAAUAGGGAUUAGAUCCUGGUGGAAAGACGGGAGACAACUUUGCCGGAGUGAAUGGAUAGACGUCUAGAACAACUGAGGACAAGUACCCUCUAUCAGAUGAAUAUUUUUCACAAGGUGUUCACAGAUAUUGCUCUGAUUAAUUCUGUGCUCAGCCUUUUUUUUUCACACACUUUCAGAAGUGAUGGCAUCACCUAUGACAGAGAGUAUGCUGCAUCAUCUUCCCUUGAACAGUAUAGAGAAUAAUUUUUUGUUUUGUUGCUUUAAGAGAUGGGGGGUGGGAGAGAUUGGGGUUAGGAGAAAUUUCAAUAUGAGUAGGCAGGAACUGAUCAAAUCAGAAAUUCACAAUAUUUAUUGUGUUAGCACUGAAAUAAUUACCAAACAAAUUAGAGGCAGGAAUAGCUGAGAAUUGAGGACAGUAAUUUUUAAUUGAAAAAAAAAAUGAUGAGUUGUAAUAAUACAUGUUAUUUGCUAUAU